Messenger RNA from Rosa chinensis, 496 nucleotides. RefSeq lists its product as uncharacterized. The record is from RefSeq and is a predicted model, not a curated record. Lineage: Eukaryota; Viridiplantae; Streptophyta; Magnoliopsida; Rosales; Rosaceae. The transcript has 3 exons. The coding region runs from base 69 to 332 and encodes 87 amino acids.
ACAAGAUUGUGAUUUUGCAGUCCCAAUUUCAGCAAAGUCGGAAGCUUGAAGGAGGAAGUGAAUAUUCGAUGAGCGAGAGUCGACCAGUGCCGAGAAGAGAGAGCCCAUGGGGCACGCCGGAGGGAGACCAUCGUCAACCCAAGGCCCAUCGCUGCAAUGACCGAGCUGAGGACGUCAUCCAAGCUUGUUUUGAGGGAAACCCCUUUAAGACAGUCCCAGGGCCAUUCAAGCUCUUCUAUCAGUGCAUGCGAUCUAAACCUGGGGAGGAACCAACAGAGCCAUAUACAUAUUUGCAGCUGGAUCCUCCAACAAGGGAGGUGAAACUUGAGUGAAGACAUCUUUGCUUGAAAAAUAAUCUCGUGUUUAAUAUUUUUUUUUUUUGUCUCAAAAAUUCCAAACUUGUGUUACAUUUGGCUAAAUAAUAUGAUUGGAUUGUGCUCAAGAUCACAGCUUCUUUGCUUUAAUACAUACUGUUGAACUCAACAGCUUUUUUGAA